UUGGCUUCUCCAUUCCCAUUUGUCUUUUUAUACUUAAAACAAAACUAAAAAAAAAAUAACCACAGCCGUUGAAACUUCCGAGAAAAGUUUUCAGUUCAGGCAAUGAAGUGAAGUGAGAAUGGGUUUUUUCGGAAGACUAUUUGGGAGCAAGAAGCAAGAAAAAUCAUCAUCAUCGAACAGACGAAGAUGGAGCUUCGCUACUACUAAAUCCUCACAUCCGGCGAAUGAUUCGUCUUCUCAUCCAAGCAAAAGACGUGGGGAUGAUGACAGCUUAGACGGCGAUAAGCAUGCGAUAGCCGUCGCGGCUGCUACAGCUGCGGUGGCUGAAGCAGCACUAGCUGCUGCUCGUGCGGCGGCGGAAGUCGUGAGACUCACCAAUGGUGGUAGAAACUCGUCCGCAACUCAAACAUGUCGGAGUAAUCGCCGGUGGACUCAAGAUUAUAGAGCGGCGUUGAAGAUUCAAUCCGCUUUUCGUGGCUACUUGGCGAGGAGGGCGUUGAGAGCACUGAAGGCGUUAGUGAAGCUUCAAGCAUUAGUGAAGGGACACAUAGUAAGGAAACAAACGGCUGAUAUGCUGCGUCGGAUGCAAACACUGGUUCGGCUCCAAGCUCGAGCUCGAGCGUCCCGUUCUUCACACGUCUCUGAUUCAUUCCACUCGUCAACAUCAAUGGUCCCAUCAUCUUCCCCACAAUCUUUACACGCACGACGCCUUUCAGAGGCUGAAUACAGCAAAGUCAUUGCCAUGGACCACUACCGUUCACCGAUGGGUUCGAGCAGGUUAUUAGACCAAUGGAGGACAGAUGAAACUCUAUGGAAUGCACCACAGUACAAUGAAGAUGAUGACAAGAUUCUAGAAGUCGACACUUGGAAGCCUCACGUGAGGGAGUCACCAAGGAAAAAAGGAUCUCUUAUGGCUCCAACAAGUGUGGAGAGCAGUCCACAAUUAAGGUCUAGAACAGGAAGCAGCAGUGGUGGUUCAAGGAGAAAAACUCCCUUCACACCUAGGAGAAGCGAGUACGAGUACUACUCUGGGUAUCACCCUAACUACAUGGCUAACACUGAGUCUUACAGAGCAAAAGUCCGGUCACAAAGCGCACCAAGACAGAGGCUACAAGAGUUAACUUCAGAGAGUGGCUACAAGAGGUCUAUACAGGGACAGUACUAUUACUACACAGCAGCUGCAGAGCGAUCUUUUGAUCAGCGUUCGGAUAACGGGAUCUCGGGUUACAGAGGAGUUUCUGAUGGGUUAGAUCGAAACCAAAGUGAGAAAUCGAAGAUGUAUACUUCGUUUUUCAGUUCUAAUCCUCUUUACUUUCAAUAGUCGAAAGGAUGAAAAAGUAUUGAGUGGGAAUGUGUAAAACUUAGAUUUGGACACACGAGUACAGUACAGACAGACAGUGAUCAAUCUGUGUUUUGUAAUUUCAUUUGACUAGA
This is a messenger RNA of Camelina sativa (false flax), 1434 nucleotides long. Its product is annotated as protein IQ-DOMAIN 24-like. NCBI's taxonomy places the organism in Eukaryota, Viridiplantae, Streptophyta, Magnoliopsida, Brassicales, Brassicaceae. The record is from RefSeq and is a predicted model, not a curated record. Gene Ontology annotation, molecular function: protein binding.